This is a messenger RNA of Candidula unifasciata, 1143 nucleotides long. The record is from the annotation of a GenBank genome assembly. NCBI's taxonomy places the organism in Eukaryota, Metazoa, Mollusca, Gastropoda, Stylommatophora, Geomitridae.
AAUCAGUGGGUUUCAGCAACACUUGUACAGCAUUCUAACUCAUCCUUGAAUGACGAGGUUGACGGAAACAUCAUCACCCAAGGACAUGCCCAAAGAGGUUCCUUUGAGCGCUUCAGAUCCCUGGACUUUCAGCUUCGAUUUCAGAAUGUCUUCACCACUCCACCAGCUUCCGUUAGGUCACCGCUUCCUCUUUUCAACUGGGCAAAUUCUCAUGAUGUCUGGCAAAACAUGAUCAAGAAAGAGCUAACGUUCCAGAGAGAUCCCGGAAUGUUCCGCAACCACCCAGAACUUCAGCCCAGAAUGAGGUCUAUUUUACUAGACUGGCUGUCAGAGGUAUGUGAAGUCUACCGGUUACACAAAGAGACCUUCACCUUGGCAGUAGAUUUUGUGGACAGAUACCUCAGUAUAGCCAAAAAUGUGCCGAAAACUCAGCUCCAGCUGUUGGGCAUCUCAUCGCUGUUUGUGGCUGCCAAGUUGGAAGAAAUUUAUCCUCCAAAACUGUCAGAGUUUGCCUAUGUGACUGACUCAGCAUGCUCCGAACAGGAUAUUAUCAGGCAGGAAAUGAUCCUUGUGAAAGCAUUAAAAUGGGACCUGUCUCCGAUGACGACAAAUGCCUGGCUAGGUGUGUACCUGCAAGUGGCCAACAUGGAUCACAUCACGGACCAAGAGCUCGGCUUUGUCUUUCCUCAGUUUUCAACACACGCAUUUAUACAGAUUUCUAGGCUGUGUGAUCUGAGUUUGAUGGAUGCCGGAUCCUUACAGUUCCGCUACAGCGUGAUUGUGGCCGCUGCCCUUUACUACCACACUUGUGAGCAGAUGGUGAUGGAUGUAUCGGGUUUAAACUGGGCAGACCUGUAUCCAUGUGUGAAGUGGAUGGCCCCUUUUGCCAAGGCAAUCCUUGACGUGGGCCAGUCGCCAAUCAAGUUCUUCCCUCACAUUGCACCAGAAGAUUGCCACAAUAUACAGACGCAUAAUGUGGACAUGCCCCUUGUGGAUAGAGCUUUGUCUCAUCAAGCAGCUUUCCAGGAGAACGACCGAGACUCGCCGACCUCACUUGACCUCUCGAGUCACCUUGUAGGACUUUUAACACCGCCAAGUUUUAGGAAUCAGUCAUCAGAAGAGUUCCCUAUCAACCGCAGAUGA